ACAAAAGCUGUACUAAAACUUUGAUAUUGUUUCGUGACGGUGCUUGUGUUCUUUAUAAUGCUGCUGCUGCUGCAAAGUAAAGCUGCUUGUAUUAGACCCUAAUAGACAAACAUGCACCAAAGCCAAAGGAAAGACUGAAUGAAAGUGUUGUCUUUAGUCCUCGAAGCUCUGAGCUCACAGUGAUGAUCUCUCAGAUCAGCCUGAGUCUGUACCUGAGUGGAGUGGAGGCCGUGAAUCAGUCAGCGCUGGAGCACAGAGGAAUCACUUUGCUGGUGAACGCCUGCGCUGAAUACCCCUGUCCCGAGUAUCAGGGGGUGAAGUGCGUUUGGGUGCCGGUGGAGGACCGUCCUCACGCCCCUCUGGAGCAGCACUUUGAUAGCGUGGCUGAGCAGAUCCAGCAGAACCGCUCUGGAAGCUCUCUGGUGUUCUGCUCGGCCGGGAGAAGCAGGUCUCCGUCUCUUAUCAUGGCGUAUCUCAUGCGCUUUGAGGGUCUCUCGCUGCUUCAGGCUCAUCAGCGGGUUCUGGCAGCACGGCCCUUCAUUCGACCAAAUGCAGGCUUCUGGAGACAACUGCUUCAGUAUGAGAGGAAACUGACCCACAGCAACAGCAUCAGGAUGGUGUCCACCUCACAGGGCGUCCUACCGGAGGCCAUCCAGCUCACACAGGACUCCUCAUACUGCCUGGAUGUUUAAUUCUGGACACCCUGAACUGGACAUAUUUUUAUAGUGUGUGUGUGUAAAACAAAUAGCUCUGUAGUAUUUAAUUGUAAGUAAAACAUAUAUUUCAGUAUAAUACAAUGAUAACUGAGUCUGUUGUAACUUUUUUGAUGUAUAGAUUUUAAC
Carassius auratus (goldfish) is the source of this 842-nucleotide messenger RNA. RefSeq names its product dual specificity protein phosphatase 14-like. NCBI's taxonomy places the organism in Eukaryota, Metazoa, Chordata, Actinopteri, Cypriniformes, Cyprinidae. The record is from RefSeq and is a predicted model, not a curated record. The transcript has 2 exons. Gene Ontology annotation, biological process: protein dephosphorylation. Bases 183 to 692 code for a protein of 169 amino acids. Gene Ontology annotation, cellular component: cytoplasm.